AUGGGUUUCUGGUCGCGAAAAUCAUCUCCUCCCCCGACAUCUCAACGGGGUGGUGUUAACUCGAAACAUCAACCUGCUCCGAAGAAAACGGCUCCUCCUCCGCCUUCUCCGCCUAAACCUAAAUCCAAAUCAAAACCAAAACCCCGUCCUGGAAGAAUAAUCAUACAUUUCGUUCGUCACGCCGAAGGUUACAACAACCUACGCACGCCCGGUGCAGGGAACCUCACCGAUCCCCUCCUCACCCCCCACGGCAAAUCCCAAUGUCUCACUCUGCGCACGCAAUUUUCCCGUCUCAAACCCCAGCACAUCCUCUGUUCCCCUCUCCGACGCACUCUGCAAACCGCGCUGCUCUCUCUCCCCCGCACCCGCAUCCCCAUUACCGUCGACCCCGAGCUGCGCGAAUACGGCUCCGUGCCCAAUUGUACGGGGACGCCGAUAGGGGAACUGAAGAGGAAGCAUGAGGGUGUGAAGAUGGGGUUUGAGAUUGAUUUUGAGAGGGUGAAUGAGGGGUGGGAGAGGAAUAGGGAGAGGGAUGGGGGGUAUGUGGGAGGGAGAUGGAGGAGGAGUAGGGAGCAGAGGGAGAGGAGUGUGAGGGUUUUAGAGAGGUUGUGGGAGUUGGGGAGGGAGAGGUUGGAGAAGAAGGAGGGGGAUGUGGAGAUUUUGGUUAUUUCGCAUGGAGAGUUUUUGCAUGGGUUGACGGGGGAUUACUGGCACAAUGCCGACAUCAUCUCUCUCACCAUGAUCAAAACUUAUCGAGGCUAUGGAUUUGUUGAUCCGCCAAUUCGGUUUGCGUAUUAUUGA
Messenger RNA from Botrytis porri, 801 nucleotides. RefSeq lists its product as uncharacterized. Gene Ontology annotation, cellular component: cytoplasm. Gene Ontology annotation, molecular function: phosphatase activity. The record is from RefSeq and is a predicted model, not a curated record. The transcript has 3 exons. NCBI's taxonomy places the organism in Eukaryota, Fungi, Ascomycota, Leotiomycetes, Helotiales, Sclerotiniaceae. The coding region runs from base 1 to 801 and encodes 266 amino acids.